AUGAUGUGGGGAAACUGGACAAUUGUCAGUGAGUUUGUCCUUGUGAGUUUUUCAACCUUAUCCUCUGAGCUACAAGCUCUACUAUUUCUCCUUUUUUUGACUGUUUACCUGCUUACUCUAAUGGGCAAUAUUCUCAUCAUCCUGGUCACUACAGCUGACUCUGCUCUACAAAAUCCUAUGUACUUCUUCCUCAGGAACUUGUCCUUCCUGGAGAUAGGCUUCAACUUGGUCAUUGUGCCCAAGAUGCUGGGGACUCUGAUCAUCCAAGACACAACCAUAUCCUUCCUUGGCUGUGCCUCUCAGAUGUAUUUCUUUUUCUUCUUUGGGGCUGCUGAGUGUUGCCUCCUGGCCACAAUGGCAUAUGACCGCUAUGUGGCCAUCUGUGACCCUUUGCGCUACCCAAUCAUUAUGAGCCGCAAAGCCUGUGCCCAGCUAGCAGCUGCCUCUUGGUUCUCAGGGUUUCCAGUGGCCACCGUGCAAACCACAUGGAUUUUCAGCUUCCCUUUUUGUGGCCCCAACAGAGUGAACCACUUCUUUUGUGACAGCCCCCCUGUCAUUGCACUGGUCUGUGCUGAUACCUCUCUGUUUGAACUGGAGGCUCUGACGGCCACUGUCUUAUUCAUCCUCUUUCCUUUCUUGCUGAUCCUGGGAUCCUAUGUCCGCAUUCUUUCCACUAUCUUCAGGAUGCCCUCAGCUGAGGGGAAACGCAAGGCCUUCUCCACCUGUUCCUCCCACCUUCUGGUUGUGUCCCUCUUCUACAGCACUGCCAUCCUCACAUACUUCCGACCCCGGUCCAGCACCUCUCCUGAGAGCAAGAAGUUGUUGUCGCUCUCCUACACAGUAGUGACUCCCCUGUUGAACCCCAUCAUCUACAGCUUAAGGAACAGUGAAGUGAAGUCUGCACUGAGGCGAGUCAUCCGCAGGACCCUGGGCCCUCAGAAACUAUGA
This is a messenger RNA of Leopardus geoffroyi (Geoffroy's cat), 948 nucleotides long. Its product is annotated as olfactory receptor 10A4. Gene Ontology annotation, cellular component: membrane. Gene Ontology annotation, biological process: G protein-coupled receptor signaling pathway. Gene Ontology annotation, molecular function: G protein-coupled receptor activity; olfactory receptor activity. The transcript has a single exon. NCBI's taxonomy places the organism in Eukaryota, Metazoa, Chordata, Mammalia, Carnivora, Felidae. Bases 1 to 948 code for a protein of 315 amino acids. The record is from RefSeq and is a predicted model, not a curated record.